Molecule: messenger RNA, 1830 nt
Organism: Entamoeba invadens IP1
Lineage: Eukaryota; Evosea; Mastigamoebida; Endamoebidae
Product: polyamine-modulated factor 1-binding protein, putative
Exons: 1
Coding region: 1-1830 (609 amino acids)
Source: RefSeq, a predicted model, not a curated record
AUGACGCUGGCUCUUCAAGAGGAAAUUGAAAGUAUGAGCGACGAGUAUCAAUCACAUGUACUCCAUUUAGAGCAGCGCAUUCGGGACGCAUCUCAAAAAGUCGUUGAUCUUGAAAAUCGUCUACGAACAUCGAAAAACAUUUUGAAUAACAAAACCUCUCAGAUUCAAAUAGAGGCGUCUGCGAUGACGCAAAUGAUUCAACGAAAACUUUCGGCUGAUAUAAAAACGCAACAUUUUUUGACAAAACGUAUCAAACAAUCACAAGAAAAGAUUUCGAUGGAAAAACUCAAAGCAGCCAAAUUGUCUCAAAAAUCGGGGAUCUACAAAAUAAAACUUAUCACACAAAAAGAGUAUGUGAAAUACUUGGAGAAACGACUCAAAGCAAUCUCGGCGAGAUAUGGAGGGAAAGUCGAUGAUCUGAAUAAUCAAAAAAAGAGCCUUGAAAAUCUCUUGAAAAAAGAUGAGAAGUGCCGGAACGACGCAAAAGAGAUGGAGGAGGUUUUAAAAAUCAUUGAAACCAAAACGAAACCCGAAAAGAAUGAAACAAAAGCGAUGAUUCAAUUGUAUCACAAAGUCAUGGAGGCAAAAAAUCAAAACACGCAAAAGAUGGAGGAACUCCACGAAAAAAUGUGGGAAGUGGCUAAUUAUGAAGGGCAAGAAGCUCGUACAAAACGAAAGGAGUUUCAAGAUCUGAAGCGAAAGAUCUCGAAAAAGAUUGAGAAAAUUCAGGUCGAGAGAAGGAAGGAGAUUGAAGUGGUGGAACGGUUGAGGAAAGAGCUUGAAAGUGAGAAGAUUGAGGAAUUCGCGGACAAGGAAAAAAUCAAAGAAAUGACAAGCGAGAUCGACAAGCGGAGGAACGAAGCAACAUUUAAGGGGAAAAAAAUUGAGGCACUUACAAAGAAAAUUGCCACACUCAAAGCUACACUUGAGGCGGAUAUCGAACGAAUUGAAAGAGAAAGAUUUGAAAAGGCUUUCAAAAAAGUUGCGAAACAAGUGAUGAUAGGAAAAGAGGCGUGUCAGACAUCUGCGAAGGACAUUAGAAACCAACGAUGGUUAUUGAGAAAGGUACUCAACAUCGAUCUCAGAGAAAAGAUGGAAAAAGAAAUUGAUACGAAAAUGCAGGAGUACAAACAACUUGUCAAGGAACUUUACGCGUUUGAAAGGAAGAAUGAUAUGUUGACAAAGAGAAAGGAAAAGCGAACAAGAAUGUGGAAGGACGAUAUGUUCAAGGAGAAGGCUUAUCUCAAAAGAAAGAUUAUAGAACUUGAGGGACUUGCCGAGAAGAGGAAAGCAAGGUGCAGCGGAAUUAGAGGGAAGAAUGAGAGAAGGUACGCGUUCAAGGCGUAUUCAGAAAUUGUCAAGAAAAUUGCGAAGGAGAAGAGAAAGUUUGAGAGAAUUGUCGAAAAGAUAAGAGCGUCGCAAGACCAGACGAUCGGACACAUCGCGAGAGUUGUUGAAAACGUUGGAAAGGAAAAUAUCAGAAUGGACAACGAAAAGAACCAACUCCGAAGACAAAUUGAGCUGUACUCCGAGAGAAUUAAAGAAAAGAUAGUCGAGACAGACGUCCAAAUGGAAAUUGCCCAAAAGGCUCAAAAAAAAUUGAGGAUGGCGAAAGAAGAAACAGAAAGAAAAGAAAAGGAGAGACUGGCCAAAUUGAAAGCAGUUCAAGACGACAUCGCAGCAGUCAAGAAAGAAAUUGCAGCGGCCAAGAAGGGAAAGACGGACCUUGACGGUUUGAAGGUGCAGGGUCUUGAAUCGAAACUAGAUGCGCUCAAAAAAGAGAAGAGAAGUCUCGAAGCAAUGGGGAAAUCAAAGUCUCUUUUUGAAUAA